CAGCAGCUAGUUCAGUUCUUUGUAUUGUCUAUUCACCAUCACAACCGAAGCCAUUUUAUGAAUAAAUAAUGAUAAUAUCAUUUAUUAUUCUGGGAUUCCUGGGGAUUAAUUCUGCCAACGGUUUGAUAUGUUAUUACUGCACCGCAGCAUCUGCAUAUGAUUCCUGUAUACUAGACAAUGGAGUUGCUAGCGGUUGUGACAUGACAUACUGCACCAUUUUUCGUCGAGAACUUAUCGAUCCACCUCAUACCCUAGUGCAAUUUCAACGUACCUGUCAAGAAACUCCUCAGUACAUAAAUGUAGAGGUCAAUGACUCGACGCACAGAACAUUCUAUCAUGCCUGCGCAACAGAUCUCUGCAACACAGGUGAAGGGAGACUCCAGCCCAAUUCCAUAAAACCAAUAAAGGUUGAACCAGGAAAAGUGCUGAUGGUUCCUGGCAUCGGCUCCAUGGCUUCGUCGGAUUUUCCAUCUUAUAUUCUAGUCCCAUCAUUGUUACUCGUUAACUUGUCGGCUCGUUAACUCGAAUGAAUUCUGAAAACACCUGCAAAUAAAUCUUUUGAAUUUACGAUCA
Fopius arisanus is the source of this 573-nucleotide messenger RNA. RefSeq lists its product as uncharacterized. The record is from RefSeq and is a predicted model, not a curated record. The transcript has 2 exons. Lineage: Eukaryota; Metazoa; Arthropoda; Insecta; Hymenoptera; Braconidae. The coding region runs from base 69 to 521 and encodes 150 amino acids.